UCCAACAGUCGAGAAGAAGAGGUCUGUGAGCGCAGUCCCUGCCUACACCGCCAGCCGCGCCGGCCGCUCCGACCCCCUACAUACCAGGCACUCACUACACACUGCUCGCUGCACACCGCUCUUCCAACGUUGGUGGUAAUGACGAAGCAUGAACCUGGGCCGCGGCCACGGCCCUGGGACUGGGGUGCCACCCCUGUCAUGAUACUGGUUCUCUGCUGGAUCAGCUGUAUAGAGUCCUCGACCAGCCUUACAUUUAACGAUAUUUUACCAGAAGACCCGAAGCUGUAUGACAAAAUGCGUCCUCCGAAGAAGGACGGAAACCCGACAGUUGUCUACUUCCAUGUCACCGUAAUGGGGUUGGACUCUAUUGAUGAGAACUCUAUGACUUACGCUGCAGACAUAUUUUUUGCUCAGACAUGGAAAGACAACCGACUAAGGUUACCUGAAAAUAUGACGUCAGAAUACAGAUUGCUUGAAGUGGAGUGGUUAAAAAACAUGUGGAGGCCAGACUCGUUUUUCAAGAACGCAAAGGCGGUAACAUUUCAAACUAUGACCAUUCCCAAUCAUUACAUGUGGCUGUACAAGGACAAAACCAUCCUCUACAUGGUGAAGUUGACGUUAACUUUGUCCUGUGCCAUGAACUUCAUGAUAUAUCCUCACGACACGCAGGAGUGCAAACUCCAGAUGGAGAGCUUGUCACACACGACUGACGACAUGAUCUUCCAGUGGGACCCCGACGUGCCUCUAGUAGUGGACGAAAACAUUGAACUGCCUCAGUUGCAGUUGGUCAAGAACAACACGGCAGAUUGUACACAAGUCUAUUCUACAGGAAAUUUCACGUGCUUAGAGGUUGUAUUCGUGCUAAAGCGGCGACUGGGAUACUACCUCUUCCACACGUACAUCCCGACCUGCCUCAUCGUCAUUAUGUCGUGGGUGUCGUUUUGGAUUAAGCCAGAGGCGGCUCCAGCUAGAGUCACUCUAGGGGUAACUUCGCUGCUGACUCUCUCCACUCAGCACGCCAAGUCUCAGGCAUCACUCCCACCCGUCUCCUAUCUCAAAGCUGUAGACGCCUUCAUGUCGGCUUGUACAGUGUUCGUGUUUAUGGCGCUGAUGGAAUAUUGCCUCGUCAACAUCGUUCUCGGAGAUUCGGAUCUGCCCCAGAAACCCCCAGAACCGCUCAAGCCCGACAAGAUAUUCGAUCUGGCUGCUAAGCAGAACGCACGUCUGCUCACCGGUCAGCCGCCUGUCCCACCUCGACCCUCUCAAGCCCAACGGAACCGCUCCAGAGCCAUCAACAUUGAUCGUUUCUCUCGAGUUUUCUUCCCACUUCUGUUCUUCAUUCUCAAUUGUUCCUACUGGGUCAAGUUCGCUGAGUUCUUGUAAAAUCGUUCAAGUCGUCCUAAUUAAAUCGUUUCAAUGUAAAUAUUUUGUAUUAUGCCACUCGUACUACCAUAUAUUAGAUGGUAACAAUUUUAUGUACAUAGGACGCUUUUAUCACGCUACACUUAAUUUUACUGUUAACAAUUAAGGAAUUAAAAGUUUUUUUAAUAUAUAUUGUGCUUAGUCGAAAGUGCUUGAUUGCAUUCAAUUUUGUAUUGAUAAAAUUAUAUAGACUAUAUUGAACUUAACCCUUUGUAAUUAGAUAAGUCAUUAUAAGUGGUAAGUCGAUCGUACAACUUUAUAUAGGUUAAAUAUUGCAUGGGUGCGUGCGUGCAUGAAAUAACGUUACUUGGGUAAACAAACAUGCUGUUUUGUUUCACUGUACUUCAUAUCAUUACUUACUUUUAAAGAAACAUAAAGAUAAGUUUUACAAAUUUAAGAUGUAAUGUUCCAGUUUUUCUAAUUGUAUCCAUAAUUUGAUAAAGGAGAGUUGAAUUAAAAUUAGAAUAGUAAAAAAACCUAUGAAAUACAAAAACUACAAUGAAUAAAGAUGUGGUUUAUAUAUUUAAUUAAUACAAUUUAAAAACAUACGUAGGCUAUGUAAUAGUUUUGAAAUAAACAAAGUAAAUAUGAGACAAAGAAUCUAAAACCUGUUGUUAGGUAUAAGACUAAAAGUCUCAUAGUUUUCAUUUAAUAUUUUUCUUAUUUUAUUAAAAAAAUGUCUAAUAUAAUUUAGGAAUAUGUACUUCCAUAUAUUUACAUUUAAGAUGAGUUUAAAGUACCUCUCACAACCCCAAUUAGGGAUUAGUGUCCAACAAAAAGUUUUAAAUUAGAUGACAUUGUUUUAAAUCACGUGAUAUGUCAAAUUAUUGUCCAUAAUAAUACAAAUCCAACAUCAAGAAACCCAAGUCCUGACUACAAUGCUUAAAAUGGGUACCGUCUUCUAAACCCUUUAAAAUUAUGUCACAUGAUGAGGCUACUGUUAAAAUUUUACCUACUUCUUCAAUCCUCACUUGAUAUAAAAUGGUGAUCAUUUGGUUCUACAAUGACCCCAUCCUAUAUUGUGUACCAUUGAAGUUAAGAGUUGUACUUUUGUUCAAAGAGUAUCCAUUUUUGAACAGAAAUUCCAGACAUCGGUGUUCUUGUUGUCGUUGUGUUUGUAUCAACAAGAUAUUUAAUUUGAGGUUUCGCUUGAUGGGUCAUGCGAUUUAAAUUUUCAAGAUGCCCCCUGCCCUACUUUUUGGUGAAGUGAAUCUCAUUUGAAUAUUUUAUGAAAUUUAGUGAAAAUUUAAAAUUGUGAUACUGCUUAAUAAAUUAUAAUAAUAAAUAUAAUAAUAUAAUAAAUUACAGUUUGUCUCUUAUAUACUAUUUCUGUCUCUUCCUUGUUCCAUAAACACGUGGCAUAGUUUCGUUUAUUGAUUUUAUAUCACGAUAAAAAUAUUUUCAACUUAGAUAGCUUUGGCCAAACAAUAUAAGAAAAUUAUAUCCUUUUACAGGAAUAAUAUCGUAGAAAUGUAAAAUACUACACAACAAGUGUGAAAGUAUCAGCGCCAUAUGUGCCGUUCGUUUGUAUGUGGUAUUAAUAUAUUACAUGGAAUCAUUUCACUCAUUAUUAGUUCAGUAUUUUACUGUACCUACGCACGAAGCCAAAACCGCUGUUGGCAAUUUGUAGUCUAAAUUAAUUAUAAAUACAUCAAAGAUCAUUUCUAUUUACUUUUACUUAUUUCCAUACAAUAACAAAUAUCUUUACAUUCAUCAUGGUUUUCGAAAUCAAUGUUCUAUUUUUAUAAAAAAUAGUUUUAGUUCAAUAUAAAAAUUAAACUGUAUUGUUACAUUUCGCUAGAACGUUUUUAAUAAUAAAAAACAUUAAAUUAUGAAUUAUGGAACCUGUACCCCAUAAGUAGCCAAAUUGUCACUUUUACCAGGUCAAAUUCAUCUAAUUAGUGAGAGAUUCAAGGAUUUAGUUUUUUUUAAACUUGUUCUAAUUAAUAUUGGUUAUACCGCUCCUGAAGUGAUUUGGAAUGUGUUAUCCCCUACUUUCAAGUAGAUAUUUUAUUUCAAAUUAUUAUAAAGGACUAAGGGACUAGACAUAACUAGAACAAACAUUGUAGACUUUUCAAAGCGAUCAUAUUUUUUUAUAUUUUGAAUCUGUUUUCUCUUAUAUUUAUAUUAGAAAUCUAAUUUCCGUGCUUUAAGACUAUACUGUUACCAGUGGCAUUUCAAUGGCCUAUACAAAUAGUUUUGUAAUUGUUUUAUAGCAAUCUUUAACGAUUACCAAGAGACGAUCUAAAAGAAAAGCCUAUUUCAACAAAAUGGGUGUACGCAAACAAUAAAAAUGUUUAUUUAUUUGUUAUACUUUUUAUAUUCAAGCAAUUAAAGGAAGCUCGAAUUUAAACUAUGAUCCGAAGUUUUUCGAUUGCUUCAGGUUUCCGCACCUUUUUAAAAUCCUUGCUGUGAAUAUACGGAUUACUGGCCAGAAGCAAGAAAGAUUCCACAUUUCUGCAAUCGGUUGAAUACUCUCAUAGCAUGUAACUUUAAUCACAUGUGGAUAUAAUGAGCAAAACAGUAUAAGAUGUAUCUUUAUUUAUAAAAUAAUAUGAUUAGUUUAGGUUAUGAUUCUGUGGUUUAUGACGGAUAAAAAUAAACAAUACAUCGUAAAAGAGAUAAAUAGUCCUACGGAAUGGUUAUUAUUGAACAAAACUUGUUUCUUCACCGAUAGAAUCCUAUUCCUAGACAAUGGUCUCUGAUGACUCCUUUGUUUCCUCACGAUCUCUGUUUUUAAUUAUUAAUAAUAGUAGGCUAUAACCGACACCACUACUCCAUAAAUGCGACGUAACCAAACAACACUCACAACGGCCAGCUGCCAGCAGCAGAAACAGAUCACGUGACUGAAACUACCACGCUUAUUGGUGGGAAUGAGAUGUAGCAAUCAACUGUUAUCCAAAAACUUCCUUAGGAAUAGAUUUCAUUAAAAAACACACACACUAUGUUUAAUUAUACUCUUUCAACUGGUGCAAUAUAAAAAUUACCUAUUAUAUAGAUGAAAGAGAUAACCGUUCAUUGUAUAAUUCCAUUAUGAGUUGUAAUCCCCUUUUGGGUUAGGAUUUUUAAUACAUUUGUUUUAUAAUAUUAUUUUAGGUAUUUUUCAAUCUUAACACGCGUAGAAAUAAUACAAGGUUCCUAUCUGCCGUCUAAAAUUUCUCUACAUAAACUCGGUAGAACAUAGUCGAUAAGGAAAAAUUAUAUCAAACCCUUCCAGUCCUUGAGCAAAUGUUCUGGAAGGAGAUUAAUUAACCGUAGUGUCAGUAAUUUAUUUUAUGAUAACAUAAUCUAAAAUUGUAUAACUAUUGUUGGAGUACAUAGGUAUUUUAUUGAAAAGUAUUAAAUAAUCAUUGGAAACCUUUCAUUCAGAUGAAACAGAUGUUCGUGGGGUUCAAAGUUAGAUCAGUCUGAGAUCAGGGGAGUGUAAUGUUAUCGAGCUGGAGGAAAUUUAUAUUUAAUUUCACGUAUUUAUUAUGAGUAACCGUUUUAUAACGACAUGAAGGAAAUUUCAGGUAACCUGAUAAUGAAUUAUUACUACUAGUAUAUUUCCGAACUGGUAUUGCAUGCUUGUAGGUCCAGUUUCAAUGUUUAAUUAAGUGUUUUGUCACUUUCUGACCAAAAUAAGCAUUUUUUCUGCCAAAGGUUACCAAAAUACUCCUUUGACAUCAAAAGUUCAUUUUUGUAUGCUAAACUUGAGAUUAUUGACUUUGAUUUUAGAUUAGACUCUUAUAUGUCAACACUUAACGAUGUGCUGUCUAGUAACUCUUGAGGAAAGUAAUGUGUCUUUACUUGUCAAGCUUUCUUCAAUUAGUUAUCGAUAUUUUGUUAAUAAUUUGUUAAUAUCAGUAAUUGAAUUCAAUGUGUCCGAUUUAAAAUAAAUAAACACAUUUAUUUCUAUAAAUGUGUUUAUAAGUUAUAUAAAUUUACUAAAUAAACAAAACUGAGAUGUAUAAUUAAGUAACAUAGUUUCUUAUAUACUGUGUAAAACAACAGGUAAGUAUUUGUAAUUUAAUGUAUAUAAAUUUAUUGAUUGUUAUAAUAUUUAAGUCAAGGCAUUCUACAUAUACAAUAUAAAGUCGUUUAUUGUAAUAUUUUUGGCUUUAUAAGAUUAAAAAACGUUAAAUAUUUAAAUGGAUGCUAAUUUAGAAAUUAAAGUUAUUGAACUUAGCUAAAAUGAAUGUGUAAUAUCAAUAUAUAAGUCGAAACCAGUACAAAAAUAUACAACGCCUAUACUAAAAUAUUUACAACGCCUUAUUAUUAGGAGUUGAAAUUUACACCGUAUAAAGACUAUAAGAGCUUUAAAAUAUUUGGAGCCGAAUUAUUUACAAUUUGAGUAAGUGGCUUCGAAUUCUGAUGAUAAGACGAAAUAGGCUGAAAUUAUAGCCUUCGACUAAAGGCGUAUCCAUAAUUUCACUCACGAUUGGGAUUGUAGGGUAUAAUACUAUAUAAUGUAGUCUGUUAUAUUAGUCCUUAUUGUUACCAAAUAUUUUAAGUUGGAUCAGUAAAUUUUACUGAUAACUAAAACGCAAAUAUAUGGCCAUUAUUUGUGAGGGCACAACAAAAUAGGCUCUUGUAUACAAAAUAAUUAUUCUUAUCAUCUCAAGGGUUCUUCUUCAUACCCAUAUUUUCUCCUGAUUGGGGAAUACUGUAUUGUAUAAUCAGCUGUAGAAUUUCUAAUAUUGUCCUAAAUAACUAUUUCCUUUGGAUUUUGCAUUGGAAUUUGAUAGUUUUGGGCUACUUCCAAUCAUAAUCACAGCUUAAUGCACUUUGAUCGCUGGAAACACCUAGAAAUAACAUACGAAUUUACUACAAGUAUAGUACAUAUUUUAAAUUUUUAAUUGCAAUAGUUGUAACUGGAAUUCCAUUUUAAUCAGUGUAUCAAGAGAGUUUACCUACAAAAUGCAAGCAAAAGGUGCUUGAUGUGUUAUUAAAAUAAAGAACAUGAAUACAUGUAAGAUUUACAGGACCUUUGAUGAGUUAUUAUCCUCUGUUAAUUAAUAACAUUUUGUAAAUGUCAAAAAUAAAUCAAUUGCU
Homalodisca vitripennis (glassy-winged sharpshooter) is the source of this 6456-nucleotide messenger RNA. RefSeq names its product glycine receptor subunit alpha-2 (gene ort). The transcript has 11 exons. Gene Ontology annotation, molecular function: chloride channel activity; transmembrane signaling receptor activity; neurotransmitter receptor activity. Gene Ontology annotation, biological process: nervous system process; regulation of membrane potential; chemical synaptic transmission. Bases 139 to 1383 code for a protein of 414 amino acids. The record is from RefSeq and is a predicted model, not a curated record. NCBI's taxonomy places the organism in Eukaryota, Metazoa, Arthropoda, Insecta, Hemiptera, Cicadellidae. Gene Ontology annotation, cellular component: synapse; neuron projection; membrane.